Molecule: messenger RNA, 2833 nt
Organism: Agrilus planipennis (emerald ash borer)
Lineage: Eukaryota; Metazoa; Arthropoda; Insecta; Coleoptera; Buprestidae
Product: CD63 antigen
Exons: 5
Coding region: 438-1148 (236 amino acids)
Cellular component (GO): membrane
Source: RefSeq, a predicted model, not a curated record
AGCGUUUCUAAUACAGCUUAGAACAAGAAAGUAUCAACUACCAAGUGUAGCUAUUAAUUAACAAAUAAUUAUAAUUUUGAAUCGAAUUAAGUUUAUGUGAUAACAGUAUUUCGCAUACAGUUAUAAGGUGAAGUUAGCGUUUUUAUACAACAAAAAUUUGUGACGUUUGCAUAAAAACAAAUCGAUCUGGUAUAGUUGAGGUGCACAACGAAAUAAAAACAAGUAGUGGGGGUAUUGUAGGUAUAUGGUAGGUAUCAGUAAUUAUCAAAGUGUUCUAGUUUCGGUGUUGUGGUUUACUUAUUGACUAAUUGUAUCGUUAAUUGACUGAUUUUGAAGCGAGUUCCAGUGUUAUUGUCAGAUUUACAGAAUAUUGGGAUUACUUUCGAGCUAAAAAUUUCAACGUUUUGUUUUGAUACUGUCCAUAUUUUUAAUCAAAAAUGGUGUCUGGUGGAAUGACGUGUAUUAAAUAUUUACUAUUUUGCUUCAAUUUAGUUUUUGCGGUUUCAGGCAUAGCAGUUCUUACAGCUGGUGCUGUUAUACAUGCACUUUACUUUCAUUACUCUGAAUUUGUGUAUGAAAGCUACGAAUCUAUACCAGUCAUUUUAAUUAUUGUCGGAAUUAUUGUUUUUGUAAUUGCAUUCUUUGGCUGUUGUGGAGCAGUUCGUGAAAACCAUUGCAUGAUAGUUACUUUUUCCGUAUUUCUGGUGGUCAUAUUUUGUCUGGAACUAACAACUGGAAUAAUUGGCUAUGUCAAGAGGAGUGAAAUUGAAGGAAUGUUGGAAAAUAAGAUGAAUUCAACCAUGUAUAAAUAUUAUAAUACUUCUCAAGUGCAGAAUUCAUGGGACAUUUUACAACAUGAGGUGAAAUGCUGUGGCAUGAAUGGGCCUGAAGAUUGGACUCUGGUAAAUCAUUUCAAUAACUCAUUACCACAUACUUGCUGCCCCAAUUCUUCAAAAGAUGACAGUUGCACUAUUAAUUCACUAGAUAAAUAUACUAAAUCAUGCUUAGAAGGUCUGAAGGAAAAGCUUCAAAACUAUGCAGCAGUUUUGGGUGGAAUUGGUAUUGGAGUUGCCUGUGUGCAGCUUUUUGGUAUUAUUUUUGCCUGUUGUUUGGCCCGUUCCAUAAGAAAGGAGUAUGAGACAGUUUAAAGAAAUGGUAUGGCACUCUGUCGCUAUAAUUGCACCAUUUAAUGAAGAUAAUACAAUAUUCUACUGUUCGCUGCGUUUACCUCACUGUUCUGUUUGCACUUUAAUUAUUUUUAUAUACCAUAUUUGAAUAUGCCUUAUUAUAUUAUGUUGUUCUGAUUUAAAAGUAUGUAGCAAGGAAUCUCUUCAACUUAAUGUUAUUCACGAGGGAUAGGUCUGAUUUAUGUUAAUUUUCGUAAAAAAAUGUUCAGUUUGGUAAUUUUAAAUUUUGAUGUCUUACAAUUAAUUAAUUCCAAAGAGAACUUACGUUCGGGUAAUAAUUGUAGAUUUUUCUGUUCCAAAAAAAGUUAAAUAAUAUUUGCACAUAUUAGGUCUUAAAUAUAAUUUCAUUUUGUGCAUAUACACAUUCAAUGCUAAAAUGUGUAUGAUUUUAUUGUACACUUGUACCAAAUUGUUCAUUUAGUGUUCUCAAAAAUUACAAGUCUCAAUUUAUUGUUAUUUACUCAAAUUCACAGACUGAUUGUUAACAAUAUUCUUAUAAUAUUAUUUACAUGUCGAAUAUUUUAUAUAGAUGUUAGAGUAGUAUAUUAUGCACUCUCUGUUGAUGAAUGUAACGUCGAACAUAAACAUUAAACAAUUAGCAGAAGAAUAUUUUUUAUCAACAUUUGUUGGUGUUAUUGUCAACACAACGAAUUCAUCUGCCAAAGUAUAAUUGAAUGCUAAUUACCAUUUUGUUUGUUCGACGUUAUAAAUAGACGUUAAUAUAUUGUGUUGUUAGAAAUAUACUACUGAAACUUAUUAUGUACAACAAUUUAUCUUAAAUCGCAUUAUUUUGCAGGAGUUGUGUUGUAGAUUUAAAAAUUGCAUGGAAGAUAACGAAAUUCUGAUUAAAAUCGAAUUUCAAUUUAUUUGAACAAUCAAGAGACUGCUUAAAAGGCUAAUUUAUAAUUUAAAACUAAUUCUAUUGCUGUACUGAAUACUAUAAAUCUCAAUUGCAAUUUUUUAUCACUUAUAAGGCCAUUUUACCGUUUUAAAUGUAUUUUCCUAAACGUUUACACUUUCUAUAAUAAUUUUUCGGGGAUGCUACAAAAAAUUCGGAGUUUAAUGGAGUUUAAAAUUAUUAUAUACAUAUAUAUAUUAUAUGAGCAUUAGUAGAAUACCUUCGUUUACAUUCCUAUUUUUAUAAAAGCCAAUUUAAAAAGUUUAGAAUGAUAUACUCGAUAUUAUGAUAAACAUUGCCAAACGUAUUUGAGGCUUACCAAUGCUUUCUUUUUUCGUAUUCUGUUUUAUCGUUAGAUGUUUUUUUUAUUUGAAUGUAAGCACAUAAAGCUAGAGGAAAUUUUGCAUAAUUAUUAUUUUAGCUUGCAUCAUUGGAUGUUGGUGUUUCUGAUGUAAUUCUUAUAAUUUUACUUAAGUGUAAUUGCCACAUUACUUAUUAGAAAAAGAAGCGGUCAGUUCUGUCUAUGAAAACACAGCUACUAAUGCUGAAUUCUAUUAAAAGAGAAAAUUACAAUCGAAUAUAUUAUUUGUGGCUAUGGUAAUGAUAAACUUAUAAGCUUGACAAAUGGUCUAAUUUUCACUCAUACAUGGUAUUGUCAAUAUUAUCUAUAAAGGUUGUUUUGUGAGUGUUCACUGUUUUACUUGUAGCUAUGUAUUGCAAAUAAAUAAUAAAUUUUUAUUAACAAUAA